AUGCCGCCGCGACGAAGGCGGUCCGCGACCGCGGUCGCCGCCGCGGCGGCCGCGACGAAGGCGGCGGCCGCGAUGGAGGACUACGACGACCUCGGCACGGUCGCCGAGCCGCUCGACGCGAUCGCCGCGGAUCUGACCUGCGCGCUGUGCUCGCAGCUGUUCACGCGUCCGUGCACGCUCCCGUGCGCGCACACUUUCUGCCGCGCGUGCGUGGAGGACACGCUGCGCGGGAAGGGCGUGUACAAGAACGAGUGCCCGGACGAGGCGUGCACGCACCCGGUGUACGUGAAAGACCUGCGCGUGAACCGCGCGCUCGAGUGUCUGGUGCACAACUUUCCCGCGAUGCGCGCGACGGCGGAGGCGGACGAGCGCGAGCGCGGGAACCCGACGACGCCGCGCGCGGCGUCGCGACCCGCGAAGGAGGAAGAGCGCGCGGUGAAGAAGGACGAAGUAGACGACCUCGAACCCGCGGCGGGAGAUGGAGACGACGCGCGCGCGAUUGAGGAGGAGGAGGACGCCGCGGCGGGCGCGAGUCCAGCUGUCGAGGAGCCGUCGCCGAAACGCGCGAAAUCAGCCGCCGCGCCGCCCGCGGUGAACACCCCCGCCGCGUCGAAUCCAAAGCAGGCGCGAUGCCGCGUCCUCGAGGAGGAGAUCGCGACGAUCGACGCGCACGCGGCGUGGCUCGACGCGAAGAUCGCGGCGCUGGAGCUCGAGGAGACGCGGGAGACGGAGGCGGCGAGGUCGGCGGCGGCGGCGAGGUCGGCGGCGGCGGCGAUCGAAGCCGCCGCCGAGGAGACGCAGACGCGACGGACGUCCUCCCUCGCCGCGGCGACCGCGCCGCCGACGCAGCCCACGCAGUCGGUGACGCAGCCGGAUACGAUGACGCUGACGCAGGCGCGGUCGAUGUACGCCGCCGCGCACGGUCGAUCCGCGCCGAAGAAGAUGACGCUGAAGAAGCUUCGACGCGCGUUGGAGAAACUGGACAAGGACGUCCUCGCGUCCGUCGCCGCGUUCGCGCUCGCGGAGGAAGAUGGAACGUCAACCGACGCGGACGCGGCGGGCGAGGCGGGUCCACUGGACCCGGCCGCCGCGGCGAGAGAGGACGAAGCGCGCGAGGCGCGCAGGCGCGAGCGGAGGAAGACGAACGCGGCGGCGGCGAGGGAAGAAGCCGCGGCGCUCGUGCUCCCCCCGGGGGAGUCGCGACGGAAGCCGCUCGCGGCGAAGGACGACAACGUCGACGCCGACGCCGACGCCGCGGUCGUCGUGAAAGCCGCGGCGACGACGCGAUCGUCGUCGCCGAAGGUGUUCGAGCACACGCAGGUCAGCACGGGGUCGAAACGGAAAGCCGCCGGCGGCGGCGGCGGCGGCGGAUCGCACGCGGCGGCGACGAGACGACUCGCCGCGGCGGCGACGAGACGACUCGCCGCGGCGGUCGAGAAAGUCCGCGACGGCUCCUCGUUCGAGCUUCGAAACGAAGACCGCCUGUCGAGGAACACGACGCACCUGCUCAUGGACCUCGGCGGCGGCGCGAACGAUCGCGUCGUGUCCGAGUACCGCACCGUGCGAUACCUCGAGGCGAUACUCAGAGGGAUAUGGAUCUUGCGCGCCGACUACGCGCUCGACUCCGCCGCCGCGGGGCGGUGGUUGAACGAAGCCGACUACGAGAUCGCGGACUCCGGGCGCGGGGACGCGUACGACCCGGUCCCGUCCUCCGUCGCGAUCGGCCCCGCGGGCGGGCGCGAGCGACGAGAGAAGUGCGCCCCCGGCGUCUUCGCCGGCGAAGUCGCGAAGGCGCGUCUCUCGCCCGAGACGCCUCUGCUGGUGAAAGAGAUCGAGGGAUUGCUGAUCGCGGGGGGCGCGACGCUCGCGAGCGCGCCGUCCACGUCCACGCGCGGCGCCGACGACGGGAGUUCAACGCCGCCGCCGGCCUCGGAGACGGAGCAGGGCGUGCCGGACAGCGAGGACGAGGGCGAGGACGUCGACGACGUCGCGCCGCGCGGCGUCGGCGUCGGCGUCGGCGGCGUCGGCGGCGGGAGAGCGACGACGAUCAUCGUCGACGACGCCGUCGCCGACGCCGACGUGCGGGCGCUCGAGGAGCAGUACGGCGGCGUCGUCGUGACUUUGCGCUGGUUGUUUCACUCGAUCGUGCACCACGUCGCGUUGCCGAAAGAGGCGUACAGUACCCGUACCCGGCGUGAGGAGAGCGGCGGAUUUUAG
Messenger RNA from Micromonas pusilla CCMP1545, 2217 nucleotides. RefSeq lists its product as uncharacterized. Gene Ontology annotation, molecular function: ubiquitin-protein transferase activity. Gene Ontology annotation, biological process: double-strand break repair via homologous recombination; negative regulation of fatty acid biosynthetic process; positive regulation of transcription by RNA polymerase II. The transcript has a single exon. The record is from RefSeq and is a predicted model, not a curated record. Gene Ontology annotation, cellular component: BRCA1-A complex; plasma membrane; BRCA1-BARD1 complex. The coding region runs from base 1 to 2217 and encodes 738 amino acids. NCBI's taxonomy places the organism in Eukaryota, Viridiplantae, Chlorophyta, Mamiellophyceae, Mamiellales, Mamiellaceae.